UAGACGCUGCCGGCGCAUCAUCAAUCAGCGACGCAAAAAGAGGUGGCCCGCCAGAGACCACCUCCCCACAGGAAGUGACGUAAGAAACUGGCGCCUCGGAGGACGCGAGAGGGGAGCACGUUAAGGCCAUGGCCCCUCGGCGCCUCCUGUUGGUUGGGGAGGGGAAUUUCUCCUUCGCCGCGGCCCUGAGCGAGACCCUGGAUGACAGCACCAGUGUAACCGCCACCUGCCUCCAGCGCCCGGCCGACUUGGCCGGAGAUCCGGUGGCCCAGGAGAAUCUGCAGCGCCUGCGCGAGCGAGGUACUGAGGUGCGUUUUGGUGUGGACUGCACCCAGCUGGCAGAUGCCUUUGAACUGCACCACAGGGAGUUUGAUCGGAUUUAUUUUAAUUUUCCUCACUGUGGACGCAAAGCUGGAGUUGCUAAGAACAGGGAACUGCUUGCCAAGUUUUUCCAGAGCUGUAAAGAUGUUCUCGCACCGGAAGGAGAAGUCUAUGUGGCAUUGUGUAGAGGACAAGGUGGGACUCCUGCUGAUAAGCCCACAAGAGAAUGGCAUAACAGUUGGCAAGUAGUUGCCAUGGCAGCUCUGGGGGGAUUCAUUUUAAGUGACGUGCAUCCCUUCAGCUGUGAGGCUGUGCCAGGGUACAAGUGCACUGGAUAUAGGAGUCAAGAUAAGUCCUUUCAUGUAGAAGGUGCUUUGAACCAUAUCUUCACCCGGAGCUUACCCUUUGAAGAUUCACAGCCCAGAAUCUUCAGGACCAAAGUGGGUGGCCGGUGGUUUUCCUUUCCAGAACCAGAAGCACUUGUAGGAAAGUUGAACAGAGGUUUCCUAGAAGCACCUUCAUGUCAUCCUGUCAGAACCAUUAAUGAGAAACUCAUUGCGGAAUUGGGCAAAGUUUUCCCUCUAAAAAGGCUGAAGCGUCCCUUCCCUUUGCUGCCACAGGGAAGCACUAGUGCUCUCACUUCCUGGAACUGUGACAUUCUGUCAGCUGCCUUUUGGAUUAGUCUCCGUGAAGAUGACUCAAAUUCUGAGUCCCUGACUGAUGGGACAACACAAGACAUGGAGGACUUUCUGGCGCUAUUUUCAGAACUUAGCCUUCUCAAGGAUCCUGGAAGCGACAGCAAGGAAGAAGCUCAUGAAGAAAGCUAUGGCCAAACCACGGUCUGCCUUAGGCCUUCUCUCCUAGUUCAUGUUCAGGCUGUCAUCCAAGCACCAGACUUUGUCCCAGGUUACCUGCACAUCCUCAGUGGACCUGUCUUUCGGAAGUGCCGCAUCUUGCCUUUCACAAUGCCAGCAUUUCAUGAGACUUUAUUUGUCAUCGGGUUUAAUAAAAAUCUGAAGGAUGGUUGUCUUCAGUCACUACUGGAGCACCUGAAGGGUUUUCUUGAUAGCCUUCUCACCCACACAUUGCUGGAGGGCUCUCAGCCGAGCAGUUCAGUGGAAUUUGUCUUUCAACCAAAUGGCAAAGAGUAUAUUAUUAAUGUGAAGCGUCCUAAUUUUGGCCCAGAUUGUGCCAAGGCUCUGAUUAUUGGGUCUGUCGUCACAUCUGCUACAGGCAUUAUGCACAAAGACCAGUGUUUUAUGUUUGUGUCUAUGAACUUGGACCUACUAGCCAUGCUUGUCUGGGGCAUCUCUGACUGGAGGAUGCUGUGGACCUUUGAUCACCGUUUCCUGAAAAAUUUUGUCUCUGGGAGUAUAGAACCCUUUAAAAGCUAUUGCCUGUAUCCUCCAUGCUAUGUUCAUGAUAUUAGUUUUUGGUUAGAUGAGAAGAAAGGAUUUGAUGAACUAGAAUUUCACAUGGUGGCCCGAGCAGUGUCCCGGGACACGGUCAUAUCCAUACAGUUCCUCAGUCGUUUUCAGCAUCCAAAGACUCAACAGGUCAGUCUCUGCUAUAGAUUGACUUACCAGACGUGUGACAAAGCCCUCCCCCAGCAACAGGUGUCAUCAAUGCAGUCGCAGCUUAGGAAAGAGAUUCAGCAAAGACUACAUGUAAUACCUCGGUAGUUUAGUAAAUUCAUUUUUCCAGAGUGAUCCCCGUGGCUGUGGGUAUGGGUGCAGAUGCCAAUGAAAAAGACCAAGUUAUAACUAGUAGUCUUUUCUGAACUGUGUUUUUUGUAAAAUCUUUAACCUUGUGACUUUGGCCAGUGUUGGUUGAUUCUAGAGAAACUUGUGGCUCAGGGCACCUGGGUGGCUCAGUGGUUGAGUGUUGAGUAUCCAACUCUUGAUUUUGGCUCAGGUCAUGAUCCCAGGGUCAUGGGAUCGAGCCCUGUGUCAGGCUCUGCGUGGAGCAUGGAGUCUGCUUAAGAGUCUCUCUCUCCUUCUGCCCCUGUCCCCUGCUCAUGCACUCUGUCUUGCUAAAAUAAAAAGAAAUUAAAAAUAUUAAAAAGUAAAAAAGAAA
Acinonyx jubatus (cheetah) is the source of this 2397-nucleotide messenger RNA. It is a transcript of the gene FDXACB1, whose product is annotated as ferredoxin-fold anticodon binding domain containing 1. Gene Ontology annotation, molecular function: rRNA (uridine-N3-)-methyltransferase activity. Bases 129 to 2003 code for a protein of 624 amino acids. Gene Ontology annotation, biological process: rRNA base methylation. NCBI's taxonomy places the organism in Eukaryota, Metazoa, Chordata, Mammalia, Carnivora, Felidae. The transcript is spliced from 5 exons. Gene Ontology annotation, cellular component: cytoplasm. The record is from RefSeq and is a predicted model, not a curated record.